AACCGUUUAUGCCAGAGGCACACAUGCCAUCAGAGACAGACAUUCAGAAGCUGACUGCUGCAGAAAUACACUGAGCCUACAAUUCAUGAGGAAGAUUUCGUCCAUUCUUACUGGAUUGAUUAUCGCCCAUUUUACAGUGAGAUGCAAAGGAUAUGCCUACUACAGGUUGUUUUGGCUAUAUCAUCACUAAUUCAAUCAAAAUCACAAGGUGUGACCGGAUCAGGUCACUCCUGUCUCAGAUCGAGGACUGCAUAUGACAGACAGACGCGCAUCACGUUUCUACGAGAGGACGCAGCCGGUGUGCGCGUCUUGUACCUCAGCCUAUGGUCCGAGGAUAUACGACUGGUAUCAUGCGAGACGCACAAGGAGAGAUGUGAAAGUUGGAAAAACUCGGAGGAAACGCGCAUGGAUUUUCCCAGGGACGCUGUGGUGCGGCACUGGAAGCCAAGCAGUUAGAUACGAUCAGUUAGGGAUGUUUGAGAGUGCAGAUAGAUGCUGCCGUGAGCACGACCACUGCCUGCAUUUCAUCCCGUCUUUCACUAUGAAUUAUGGGGUCUUCAACCGCAACUUGUACACCAUCUCAGACUGUGACUGUGACCAAAGGUUUCGACAGUGCCUUCUUAGUGUGAAUGAUAGCAUUUCCAGCAUGGUGGGAUACAGCUUCUUCAGCAUCGUGCAGGUUCCCUGCUUUGAGCUGAAACAGAAGAAGCAUUGCACUCAGUUGUACUGGUGGGGAACGUGCAAAGUAUCCCAAAGUGCUCCGUAUGCUGUCUUAGAAAGCCCCCUUCCUUACGCCUCCGAGGUUACAAGCAAAAAAGGGGACCACACUGACAGCAACGUCUUAACAGGUAGCAAAGGGCAAAGCUUUGUGAUCAGCCCACAUAGAAAAACACCAAAAAGUGAACAUCGAUGUAGCUCCGGAGGAGACACUUUCUUCCCCAGAAGGAAAAAGGGAAAAGGAUGUAAAAGACGCAUGAAGCUGUUGAGAACAGCACCCCCUCAAAUGACCCCAAUCUCAAGGGUGCACACCACUACUCCUUCAAUCACAAUGGGUCUUUUGAAUGCUUCUAAAAGUAGCACAUUGAUGCUUAAUAAAAAAAGAGUUGGAAAAAAGAAGAGCGUCAGAAAAGGCCUGUCACCUUACACCACAAAAAGGAGCCAUGCUACAACACAGGUAGCCACAACCUCCAAUCCACCUGUGACAUCUACAACACAAAUCAACCCAACUUCAACACCAGCAGUUCAGCCAUACCUACCAACAGCAUUCACAGCAGUGACCAAAAACAUAAAAAGUCGCAAAAAAGUUACAAAACAAAGUCACUGUUGUGGAUUCAGGACACCUCUGAGAGGUGACGCUUUUCAGCCUCAUUGUAAGAGUUGUCUUGAACAAAAUACAACAUCUCACACCACAACUGUUACAACCUCAACAACUACAUAUGGAUUACCUAUCAAAGUGGCAACAGCGAGGACUCUGAGGCUAAAAAAGAAAACAGAAACACCCAAAAGAGACACUACGAAAACAAUCUGGAGUAUAGCUACUUCUGUAAGACCAGUCACAACAAAACUGAAGAAAGCAGCCUCUGUUAAUAAGAAUGAGAAGCCCAAAAAGCAGAAGGAUUUCCCUUUAUUACAGAAUAAUACAAGCGGGGAGCCUAUGGGUAGUAUCAGAGCCCAAAGCACACAUGCAGAGAGACGACCGAAGCAAAAUAUUGUAUUAAAUAAUGCGACAGACAAUCAGCUCCUGUGUGAAAGCCUCAAAUAUCUUGAUGAAUGUAAAUACAAAAUCCGUCCUUUGAAGAAGAAGUUUGAUCUGCAGAACAACGAAUCAAAGACUGCAUACCACUGUGAUUGCACCAGCCGCUUGGCUGUUCAGAUUGAAAGCUUCGAGCAACCCAGUAUUCUCCCCACGCUACUGAUGGAUUUCGUCUCUCAAUACUGCUUUAAACUGCCAAAGGAGAAAAAAUGCCACCGCAGAAACAGAUGUUCUGGAGGCUUCAGUAAAGCCUCUGACCUACUUCAAGCAGUUGAGAUGAUGGAGGAGAAAGACACGGCUGGGGUGCAAAAUUCAAGCAGUGACAGAAGAAGAGGGAUUCCUGUUCGUCUCUAUAAGCGAUGCCUCAGGCUACAAAGAGAAGCCGAUGUUAUGGUGCAGCUCACACGGCUUUAAACUAAUUGCAUAUUUGCAGCAACAUUGAAUUUGGUAAGCUACACAUGUCAUGCGUUUCUUUCUGAUGGUGUAGUGUAAUAUUUGUAAAAUAUUUGUAAAUAUGCCACUGAUUUAAAUGUAAUAUAUUUAUAAAGCACUGUAACAAAAAGUUUUUGCAAUCUUUCAGGUUGUAUAUUGAAAAUGUAAUAACAUCAUGUAUUUUUUUACUGUGUUUGAAUUUAGUAAUUGAUAUUAAAGCAUACUUAAAGGGAUUUCACAAUAAGUCACAUUGUAGCACCUUAUUAUCUGCACUGCAGUUUAAGUAAGGAGAGUAACAAGAUCUACUCCAGUCUGCUUUCCAUAACAACCAGUCAGUAAUAAUAAUCCAACAACACAUUUUUUUUUUUUUACAUCAGAGAUUAAUUGUUAAUAAACAUUGCAGUGUGAUCUAUACCUACCUUUCAUUAUCUGAUCUCUAAAUGUGUUGUGAAUGCUACAACUGUUCAAUGUGCAAUUUAUUGCCAUUUCAUGAAUUACAGCUCUUACAAUGUGUUGCAUCAGUUUUUUAGGUAUUCACUUUUUGGGUAUGUGAAACCGAAAUUAUUGUUAUUUCAAAUGAAUUCAAAGAUCCAUUCCUGUGCUACUAUACAAUCGUACCCAAAAAUGUCACAAGGUUUUUGGAUAUAGGGUUAUCAAUUUUGUGUUUAUUUUUGUCAUGGGCUCUAUACAAAUCUUAUAAUCUUAUAUUCUUAAUUAAGACGUCUUUUUAUUUACCUAUUUUGCUUUGCUUUUUAUUGAACAAUGUUUAAUUUUGAUAAUAGCCAAGUAGGUUAGACACAGUGACCAUUAACCUUAGGUGACCUCUAAACCUUUGAGAGCACUGACAACCCAAAAACGUGGUUUAUUGACAUUGAAGAAACAGUAGGCUACAUUACAUCUCACACAGCUAUAUGUUAAGAAUGAUAUACACACUAGUUAAUUGAAAGACUGGUUAAUAUUGGACUCUUAUGUUCAGUACAGCAAGAAAUACAGGUCAAAUAAGACUCCAUUAAUAUAUUUUCUUUGCCUGAUUAGAACUUCUUUGAUGGCACCCAGAUGAUAGUUGACAUCCAUAGAUCCACAAAUACAUGCAUUUUUUAAGCAUUUGGACUACCUAUGUUGUGAAUGUAUUAUCUUGAUAAUUUACACCUAUUGCACUUCUGUCCGUCCUGGGAGAGGGAUCCCUCCUCUGUUGCUCUCCCCAAGGUUUCUUCAAUUUCCCCCCCCAUUAACUGUGGGGUUUCUUUGGGGGUUUUUCCUUUUACAAUGUGAUGGUCUAAGGACAGAGGGUGUCAUAUUUGCAUUCUGUAUAAAGCCGCCUGGAACAAAUGUAAAAUGUAUGAAACUGAGAUAUAUAAAUAAACUUUGGUUGAUUGAUAA
Notothenia coriiceps (black rockcod) is the source of this 3565-nucleotide messenger RNA. Its product is annotated as group 3 secretory phospholipase A2-like. Gene Ontology annotation, molecular function: A2-type glycerophospholipase activity. Bases 254 to 2167 code for a protein of 637 amino acids. NCBI's taxonomy places the organism in Eukaryota, Metazoa, Chordata, Actinopteri, Perciformes, Nototheniidae. The transcript is spliced from 8 exons. Gene Ontology annotation, biological process: arachidonate secretion; phospholipid metabolic process. The record is from RefSeq and is a predicted model, not a curated record.